This is a messenger RNA of Cataglyphis hispanica, 1266 nucleotides long. RefSeq names its product ubiquitin-like protein 4A. The transcript has 4 exons. Gene Ontology annotation, biological process: post-translational protein targeting to endoplasmic reticulum membrane. Gene Ontology annotation, molecular function: protein binding. NCBI's taxonomy places the organism in Eukaryota, Metazoa, Arthropoda, Insecta, Hymenoptera, Formicidae. Bases 505 to 957 code for a protein of 150 amino acids. The record is from RefSeq and is a predicted model, not a curated record.
CAUCGGUCACGACGAGAAAAAAAAAAAGAAAAAAAAGGAGGAGGUCAAAAGAGUAUAUGCGAAUAACAAUACACUCUAUUGGAGAAAUAAAUUCGCGCGCGUGGAGGUCGACUCGGCGAUUCGGAGAGACGGGAGUAACAUGCCAGUGAAGUGCGUUGUCAAUCGGGAGAAUUGUCACGAGACACCGCUAUCGCUAUCGAUAUCCGCGCAGGCAAUCACAUCGAUACCCACGCUUACCGCCGUGUCGCACCGUUGCUCCUGAGGUAGGAGAAGAAAUAGCAGUCGAUGACGCCGAUGACGCUUAUGCGCCGCCGAUCGUGCGAACGCAAAAUAUAACCUCGUCCUCACAUUACGUGCGUAAGAUGCUUCAACUUUUAUCGGUUCAACCGAAGGCACCGCUGUUUCGAGAAAGCUGAUCGACGCACGCUCGUGUUCCUGUGUGUGUGUACGCUCGCGUGUUUCGCACCGUUCACCGUUGUUUUCGCAAUAUCGGAACCGUUCAUCAUGAAAGUGAUCGUGAAGAAAUUACAGGGAAAAGAAUGCGUCGUUGAUAUAUUGCCAUCGGAGACAGUGUUGGAAUUGAAACACAAAGUGAGUGAUCUCUUAGGCAUUGAUGUACCGCAACAAAGAUUAUUACUCACUGGCAAAACUUUAGCGGACGAGAAUCCACUAAGUUUCUAUCCGAUCAAAGAUGGCAGUAAAUUAAAUCUCUUGGUACUUAAGAAAGCAGAGGAGGGUUCCAGCGAGGCAAAAUCUUCGCCGCAACAAAAGUCGGGCAUUCAUUUGUUGAGAGAUGAAGUUUCCCGAGUACUCAGGCAUUACUACACGGUAUCUGAGACAGAGUCCAUAGUCAAUGAGCUGAUAAAGGACUUGAAAAAUAAAGUGAAUAGCCUUAGUUACGAUGAUCUAGAGAGACUAGCCAUUGCAUUACUCCAGGACCAAGAGAACAUAGCUUAAGAGAUCUGCCAGGUCUAAUUGACGGAAGUAUCUUGCUACCAAACAGAUGAAUAAAUUCAGCGCCCCCAGCUCUUGCGUGUCCAAUUCUCUCUGAAAAAAGAGGACAAGGAUGUCGUUAGUAAAUUCUAAUAUAAACUUUUAUAGAUACAGAAGAAAAGUUCAGUCUCUUAUUUUCUCAACCUUUUGUAAUCUGAUGAAUACAUGUUUUUAUUAUCGCCUGCAUCUUUUUCUAACACUGGAAACAACAUUGCAACAACAUAAAUAGAGUAAACAGGAAGUUAUACAAUAAAAAUGUUUUGUUAAUAGAAA